ACAUAUUCAGCCCGAACAUUAGCUUCAUGAUGAGUCAUUACCUCCCGAAUCCUUGUCUCUUCACCCAGACAAUCAUAUUGGAACCCAAUUUUGUUUAAGCAAGUAACAUUCAGUUUCCAAAAACCAAAGGCGAUUGGCAUGAGUAUUAACAAAGAUGAAGUCGAAACAUUCCUGGAUAACAAUCUGGAUUUUGCCAAGCAAUAUUUUGAGAAGAAACUGGGGGACAAAACCCUGUGUGCCACAGCAAACAGGAUUUGCAAUCAACGCUCAGAAGAUUGUGCGGACUUUGAAGGGCUGGGCCAGAAUGAGACCGAAACCCUAUUUGAGCUGAUCCAAGACAUGCAAGAAAGCAUCAACAUGGAGAAAGUGGUCUUCAAGACCCUAAAAAGGAUCAGUGCUCUCAUACAAGCUGAUUGUUGCAGCCUCUUCAUGUACCGGCAGCGUAACGGCAUCCCUGAGCUGGCAACUCGGCUGUUCAACAUUCGUAAGGACAGCACAAUGGAAGAAUCCCUAGUUGCCCCAGACUGUGAAAUUGUUUUCCCUUUGGAUAUGGGGAUAGUGGGUUAUGUGGCCCAGAAUAAGAAGACUGUAAACAUCCAAAAUGUUGAUGAGUGUGACCAUUUUAGCACUUUUGUUGAUGAACUCACUGGCUACACGACAAGGAAUGUCCUUGCCACCCCAAUCAUGAACGGCAAAGAGGUGGUUGCUGUAAUCAUGGCAGUGAAUAAGACUGGAGCUCAAUUUUUCAGCAGCGCAGAUGAAAAUCUUUUCCUGAAGUAUCUUAAUUUUGCUGCUUUGAAUCUGAAAAUAUAUCAUCUGAGCUACCUUCACAAUUGUGAAACGCGAAGAGGUCAGGUUUUGCUGUGGUCAGCGAAUAAAGUCUUUGAGGAAUUAACUGACAUUGAGAGACAAUUCCACAAAGCCUUUUACACCGUCAGAGCAUAUUUGAACUGUGACAGAUAUUCUGUAGGCCUUCUGGAUAUGAGCAAACAAAAGGAGUUUUUUGACUUGUGGCCAGUACUCAUGGGUGAAGUUCCACCAUAUUCCGGUCCUCGAACUCCAGAUGGAAGAGAGAUUGCAUUUUAUAAAGUCAUUGAUUAUAUCUUACAUGGAAAGGAAGACAUUAAAGUUAUCCCUAAUCCUAAACCAGAACACUGGGCCUUGGUUAGUGGACUACCAACCUAUGUAGCAGAAACUGGUUUUAUUUGCAACAUUAUGAAUGCAGCUUCAGAUGAAAUGUUUGCAUUUCAGGAUGGUCCUGUUGAUGAAUCAGGUUGGGUCGUCAAAAACGUCCUCUCCAUGCCAAUAGUCAACAAAAAAGAAGAAAUUGUUGGUGUUGCUACCUUUUACAACAGGAAAGAUGGGAAACCCUUUGAUGAACAGGAUGAAAUAUUAAUGGAGUCUCUGACGCAGUUUCUUGGGUGGUCUGUGCUCAAUACCGAUACUUACGAUAAGAUGAACAAACUGGAAUAUCGGAAAGACAUCGCACAGGAUAUGGUGCUGUACCAUAUAAAAUGCGACAAGAAUGAAAUUCAAACAAUCCUGCCCACAAAAGAAAAGCUUGGAAAAGAAGUGUCUGAAUGUGAUGAGGAAGAGUUGGGGGCAAUUCUGAAGGCACAGCUCCCAGAUCCUGAAGAAUAUGAAAUCUAUCAUUUCCAUUUUUCUGACUUGGAAUGGACUGAAUUUGACCUUGUGAAAUGUGGCAUCCAAAUGUACUAUGAACUUGGAGUGGUGAAAAAAUUCCAGAUUCCACAGGAAGUGCUGGUGAGAUUCAUUUUUUCAGUCAGCAAGGGGUAUAGAAAAAUCACUUAUCACAACUGGCGCCAUGGCUUCAAUGUUGCACAGACCAUGUUCACACUUCUUAUGACAGGCAAUCUGAAGCAAUACUACACCGAUCUUGAAGCACUGGCUAUGGUUACUGCAGCUCUGUGUCAUGAUAUUGAUCAUCGAGGAACCAACAAUCUUUAUCAGAUGAAAUCUCAACAUCCCUUAGCAAAACUUCACGGUUCAUCAAUUUUAGAGAGACAUCACUUGGAAUUUGGCAAAUUUCUGCUUUCAGAAGAGUCCUUGAACAUUUAUCAGAAUCUCAACAGGAGGCAGUUUGAGCACGUGAAUAACUUGAUGGAUAUUGCCAUUAUAGCUACAGACUUAGCACUGUACUUCAAAAAAAGAACCAUGUUUCAGAAAAUUGUUGAUGAAUCCAAAACCUACGACAACGAGAAAGAGUGGGUUGAAUAUUUGUCUCUGGAAGCAACAAAAAAAGAGAUUAUCAUGGCAAUGAUGAUGACUGCUUGUGACUUAUCAGCUAUUGCAAAACCCUGGGAAGUGCAGAGUAAGGUGGCAUUGCUUGUAGCAGCUGAGUUCUGGGAACAAGGAGACUUGGAGAUAUCUGUACUUCAGCAACAGCCUAUUCCAAUGAUGGACAGAAGGAAAGCUGCCGAACUUCCAAAACUUCAAGUUGGGUUCAUUGACUUUGUGUGCACAUUUGUAUACAAGGAAUUUUCACGCUUCCAUCCACAAAUUCAGCCAAUGUACGACCGACUGCUGAACAACAGAAAAGAGUGGAAAGCCCUUGCUGAUGAGUACGAUGCAAACAUGAAAGCUUUAGAAGAAAAGCAAAAGGAAAAAGAGGGGAAAACAGUUAAUAGUAAAGGAGCCAUGCCAACUUGCAAUGGAGAAAGUGUCCCUCCAUCUACAACAUGUUGCAUAAUUUAAGACCCACCUCGGCUGUUUCAGGCAUGAUGUAUCACAGAACCUAGAUUUCCAUGGAAAGCAUUUUUAGGCUUAGUUGUCAAACAUCAGAAGUAAAUACUGUAACCAGAAGAUAGUUAUUGGAGACUCUAUUGCUCCAAGAGGAAGGAAACCAGUACAGCCUCAAAGUUUUGGAAGCUGCCUGAUAUUCAACAAUAGUUUUGGGGUCCAAA
Anolis sagrei ordinatus is the source of this 2924-nucleotide messenger RNA. The record is from RefSeq and is a predicted model, not a curated record. Lineage: Eukaryota; Metazoa; Chordata; Lepidosauria; Squamata; Anolidae.